CUGGCCCCUUCCUCCCCCGACCCGAGCUCUUGACCAACACGCCGCGCGCAUCCUCCUCAGACGCGGGAGCGUUUUUCAGGACGUGGGGCCCACGGCACACGCCGUCCCGGGACCCACCUGCCUCCCCCUCCUCUCCCAGCCACACCCAGCGGGCAGCCUUCCCCGCGCACACACACCAGGAGCGACUGCGUCCUUGCGGCCGCCGCGAAGAAGUCCCUUUAUGGCCGUGUGUGCGCGCAUCCCCCGUCCCUGCGCCCGGGCUCUGGGAUUUCUUCCCAGGCCCCGGAGCUGCCAGAACGCGAGGGUUAACCGUGCACUCCUGACUGCUUCCUCGGGAAAAUUACCGGGUGGCCCUCCCCCGGGCGGCGGUGCCCCCUGGCACCUUCGAAACGUCCUCAGCGACUCAGUGGAGAGCUCCGACGAUGAAUUCUUUGAUGCCAGAGAGGACAUGGCCGAAAGGAAGAAUUCCAUCCUCAUCGGGAUGAGCCAGUGGAGUUCUAACGACCUGGCGGAGCAGAUGGGGACCUUGGGGAGACUGGAGGGGCACCAGGGCGAUGGGAGCGCCCCGUGCACGUCCAGCGCCCUCCAGGAGAAGCAGCGAGAACUGUAUCGGGUUUCCUUGAGAAGACAGAGGUUCCCCGCCCAGGGCAGCAUCGAGAUCCACGAAGACAAUGAGGAAGGCUGCCCGCGGCGCUCCUGCAAGACACACGUGCUCCUGCUGGUGCUCCACGGGGGCAACGUCCUGGACACGGGUGCGGGGGACCCAGCUUGCAAGGCGGCCGACAUCCACACCUUCGGCUCCGUGCUGGAGAAGGUCACGCGUGCCCACUUCCCGGCAGCCCUGGGCCACAUCCUCAUCAAGUUCGUGCCCUGUCCUGCCGUCUGCUCCGAGGCCUUCUCGCUCGUCUCUAACCUGAACCCCUACAGCCACGAUGAGGGCUGCCUCGGCAACAGCCAGGACCACGUCCCCUUGGCCGCCCUGCCCCUGCUGGCCAUCUCCUCUCCGCGGUACCAAGACGCAGUGGCCACCGUCAUCGAGCGGGCCAACCAGGUCUACACAGAGUUCCUCAAGUCCCCUGACGGAAUCGGCUUCAGUGGGCAGGUGUGUCUCAUCGGGGACUGUGUGGGGGGCCUCCUGGCCUUCGAUGCCAUCUGCUACAGCGCGGGGCCCUCGGGUGACAGUCCGGGCGGCAGCAGCCGGAAGGGCAGCAUCAGCAGCACCCAGGACGCCCCCGUCGUGGCGGACGAGGCGUGCGGUCUGGCCGGCAGCAAGCGUCUCAGCAAGAGCAGCAUUGACGUCUCCGGCGUGCCGGACGAGGACGCCUCGGAGCCCCAGAGGCCGUUGCCUCGGAAACAGAGCGACUCCUCCACCUACGACUGUGAGGCCAUCGGCCAGCAUCAUGCCUUCCUGUCCAGCAUCCACUCGAACGUGCUGAAGGACGAGGCCGAGCCCCCCGCGGCUGGGGGGCUCCCGCCGCCCGAGGUCAGCCUGGGUCGCUUGGACUUCGACGUGUCCGACUUCUUCCUCUUUGGCUCGCCCCUGGGCCUGGUCCUGGCCAUGCGGAGGACAGUGCUGCCGGGACUGGACGGCUUCCAGAUGCGUCCCGCCUGUAGCCAGGUCUACAGUUUCUUCCACUGCGCGGACCCCUCUGCUUCGCGGCUGGAGCCCCUGCUGGAGCCCAAGUUCCACCUGGUGCCGCCCGUCAGCGUGCCCCGCUACCAGAGGUUCCCGCUGGGCGACGGGCAGUCCCUCCUGCUGGCUGACGCUCUGCACGCCCACAGCGGCCUCUUCCUGGAGGGGGGCUCACGGGACAGCCCACCGCCCCCAGACGCCCCCGCCCCGCCUCCUCAGGCCCCGGGGGCCCAGUGCCCUGCACGGAGGAUGAGCCGGGACAGCUCACACAGCGACAGCUCAGACUCCUCAGACAGCCUGGCCCCCGCGGGCGUCUCCCACAUCACGGCCAAGUGGUGGGGCGCCAAGCGUAUCGACUACGCCCUGUACUGCCCCGACGUCCUCACGGCCUUCCCCACCGUGGCCCUGCCCCACCUCUUCCACGCCAGCUACUGGGAGUCCACGGAUGUGGUAGCCUUCAUCCUGAGACAGGUGAUGCGCUACGAGAACGUGACCGUCAAGGAGAACGCGGGCCUGGAUCCUGCGGCGCUGAGCCCCGCCAACCCCCGUGAGAAGUGGCUUCGCAAGAGGACCCAGGUCAAGCUGCGGAACGUCACCGCGAACCACCGGGCCAACGACGUGAUCGCCGCAGAAGACGGCCCGCAGGUCCUGGUGGGGCGCUUCAUGUACGGGCCCCUGGACAUGGUGGCUCUGACCGGAGAGAAGGUGGACAUCCUGGUGAUGGCGGAGCCGUCCUCGGGCCGCUGGGUGCACCUGGACACGGAGAUCACCAACAGCAGCGGCCGCAUCACCUACAGCGUCCCGCGGCCCCGGCGCCUGGGGGUGGGCGUCUACCCCGUGAAGAUGGUCGUCAGGGGCGACCAGACCUUUGCGAUGAGCUACCUCACGGUGCUGCCCCGGGGCAUGGAGUGCGUGGUGUUCAGCAUCGACGGGUCCUUCGCGGCCAGCGUGUCUAUCAUGGGAAGUGACCCCAAGGUCCGGCCGGGGGCCGUGGACGUCGUCCGGCACUGGCAGGAUCUGGGCUACCUGAUCCUGUACAUCACGGGGCGGCCGGACAUGCAGAAGCAGCGGGUGGUGUCCUGGCUGUGCCAGCACAACUUUCCACAGGGCAUGAUCUUCUUCUCCGACGGGCUGGUGCACGACCCCCUGCGGCAGAAGGCCAUCUUCCUCCGCAACCUCGUGCAGGAGUGUUUCAUCAGGAUCAGCGCGGCCUACGGCUCCACUAAGGACAUCUCCGUGUACAGUGUGCUGGGUCUGCUGCCCUCCCAGAUCUUCAUCGUGGGCCGGCCCACCAAGAAGUACCAGGCCCAGUGCCAGUUCCUGAGCGAGGGCUACGCGGCCCACCUGGCGACGCUGGAGGCCGGCCACCGCUCGCGCCCGAAGAAGAACAACUCGCGGAUGGUGCUGCGCAAGGGCAGCUUCGGCCUGCACGCGCAGCCCGAGUUCCUGCGGAAGCGCAACCACCUGCGCAGGACCAUGUCCGUGCAGCAGCCCCACCCGCCCGCCAACCCCAAGCCCGAGCGGGCCCAGAGCCAGCCCGAGUCCGACAAGGACCAGGAGCGGCCCCUGCCCGCGCUCAGCUGGGCGCGCGGGCCCCCCAAGUUCGAGUCGGUGCCCUGAGAGCCGGGCUGCGCGCAGAGGGCCGGGGCCGGGCGGGGGUGGGGGGUGCUGCUCCCCGAGACGGGCCGUUUCCUGCUUUUCCCCGCCCCCCGUGUGUGUCCAGCGGUGUCCGAGCAGAGCGGGGAGGGACCCUGCCGAAACCCGGGGAGGGGGCUCCCUGGGCCACGAGGGGGUGAGACCCCAGGGUCUCCGCAGCCGCGGCUGCCUCCCCGUGCGGGACCUGGGACCGCGAGCCCGUCAGGGGCGGUGUCCGUGGAGUCCUGGGGGGCAGGCCUGCCCCGAGCUGGCCGGUCUGACAGAGUCGACCACCUUUCUGGGGUCCACGCAGGCCCUAAAGGGAGAAGCCGCCAGACCGGGGAUCAGCAGCCGCCGGCAGGUGCAGCCUCCCAGCGGCCUGGGGGACGGACAAGUGGCAUCGUGCCGGCCCCCCCCCCCCCCCGCCGUGACAUCCUGGGUCAGCCUCAUGGGCCUGGCUUUCCUGUGGCAAAGUGGCCACUUUCUGGGAGGGAGGGGACCUCCCCCGGGGCUCCUCCUGUGUCCGCGUGUCUGUCCACGGCCCUUGCGGGGGUGGGGGGGGGUGGCGGGGUCUGGUGCUGACGGUCUGUCCUUCUGCGGCUGUCCAUUGUCCCCGUCUUGUCCUCGGUAUUCCUGCCGUUCACCCGCGGCCCGAGAGGACGGCCAUUCCUCUUCCCGGGGUCCUGCCUGGGGCCCUCCCUGGGGAGGCUGCGGCCCUGGGCGCUGGCCCUGCUGGGCUGGCUGAGAUCCCUUGAGCCCCUCGUCACCCUCUCUGGGCCCUGGCUUCCUUACGGAAUUGGAAGGUCCCCCCGGCUGAGACUGGUGCGCGGUUUCUGACUCCUGGGCUGUCUUCUGUCUUGCACUUCUGUGCCCUGGGGUUUCUGGGCCUCAGAGCCCCUCAGACCACCCCGGCUCCACCUUCCACACUGUCUGAGAGAGGGGCUCUGGGGGGGCCCUCACUGUCGCCCCACCGCUUGGGGAGGGAGGGGGAUGGGAAGGGGUCCCGGCUCCGUGAGGCAGUGUGCUUUGCACUGAUGCCCAAACCAAAACCACGUGUCCCGGCAGCAGGGACACCCCCCACCCCGGGGGCCGGGCUCGCCCUCCCCAGCGCUGCUCACGCUGACUCUGUUUUGGCUCCUGGAGGGCAUAGAGCUGAGAUCCCAGCGUUCGGGGGGCGCGUGUCAUUUUGGCUCAAAAACUGUUGUACUUUUCCCUUCCGCCUGCCACUCAGCUUGGUUUGGGACCCACGCCCUCCUCCUGUGCCGUCCCUUGAGGUCGGCAGGGCUCUCCUGCAGCCCAGCCCAGGCCCACACCCGCCCCGGCCUGCUUCGGAGCCCCUGAGGCUGGCCCAGCUCCUCCAGGCGGGGCUGUGCCCGAGUCCAGGCACCUGCGUGGGCCCGUGUCGCUUCUGCUCCGUGUCUACCUCUCGCGGCUCCCGUGUGGCCAGCGUCCUCCCCGCAGCGGCUGCUGUGACCUGCCCAGCAGACCUGCUGGGGCUGGAGGGGUCCGGGCUCCCGGCCCCCACCCUGCUCUCUCCAGUGUGCGGCACCCCCCUCCCCCAGCCCUGCGGCUCCCCUGUAGGCAGGGGCAGGUACCCUGGGGGUGUCCUCUCCAGCCCUGGCUCCUGGGUUCCCAGGUGCCCAUCCCUCCUUCCACACUUGGUUGUCGGGGCUCCCCAGAAGGUACGAGGUCGUAGGCACAGCUACUCCCACCCCAGGCCUUCCUGUCCUUCCUGAAAUCUAUCCUGCGUUGAAGUCGGGCGGACUUACUCUGAUUCUCUGAGGCUCCGCCAUCCCCUUUCCUUCCAGAAGCCCCUGCCGUCAGUCUCCACUGAUAAAUUAGUGGAGUUAUGUCUUCCCGAGUUAGGUUCCCUCUGCCCUGUGAGCCCCAGGCUGGGAGUGAGAGACACAAAGAGAGAACACCAGGACCCUGGGGAGUUUGGAGUCCCAGUGAGCAGGGUACUGUGGCUGGGGAUCUGGGGUUCUGCAGGUGCUGUGGUUUUGGGGGUCCAGGGUUCUGGGAGGUGCCAUGGUUCUGGGGGGGUGCUGGGGA
This is a messenger RNA of Prionailurus viverrinus (fishing cat), 5320 nucleotides long. RefSeq names its product PITPNM family member 3 (gene PITPNM3). Gene Ontology annotation, cellular component: cytoplasm. The coding region runs from base 221 to 3253 and encodes 1010 amino acids. NCBI's taxonomy places the organism in Eukaryota, Metazoa, Chordata, Mammalia, Carnivora, Felidae. Gene Ontology annotation, biological process: phospholipid transport. The transcript is spliced from 20 exons. Gene Ontology annotation, molecular function: metal ion binding; phosphatidylinositol binding; phosphatidylinositol transfer activity. The record is from RefSeq and is a predicted model, not a curated record.